Messenger RNA from Oncorhynchus keta (chum salmon), 2817 nucleotides. RefSeq names its product growth arrest and DNA damage-inducible protein GADD45 alpha. Gene Ontology annotation, cellular component: nucleus; cytoplasm. The transcript has 4 exons. The coding region runs from base 241 to 714 and encodes 157 amino acids. The record is from RefSeq and is a predicted model, not a curated record. Gene Ontology annotation, biological process: regulation of cell cycle. Lineage: Eukaryota; Metazoa; Chordata; Actinopteri; Salmoniformes; Salmonidae.
GGGCGCUGCGCAUUCGCGGGAACCACUUUAAGCAUUAGCAUGUGACCAAUGGGAUUGGAUAUGCAAAUAUGAGGCGCUCGAACUCCUGUUUCCGCGUUAAAUUCGUGGAUUGGGAAAGGUGAGAGUAGAGUCAGAUGCACAAAGACGAGACGUGCAGACACACACGGACACUAAUUUGACUGGGACGUUACUGGAGGGACCAUCAGUGAAUAUUCUGAUUUCCACGUGGAUAAUUUUCCUAUGUGCAAUAUGACUUUUGAGGAAACCAGUGGAGAAAACUCUAUAGAAAGGAUGGAUUCGGUGUCUAAAGCAUUGGAGGAGGUUAUCACCUCCGCGUUACCCCAAGGUUGCGUCACUGUAGGAGUCUAUGAGGCAGCAAAGUCACUCAAUGUGGACCCGGAUAAUGUGGUACUGUGCCUCCUGGCCACAGAUGAGGAGCAGGUCGUGGACGUGGCUUUACAGAUCCACUUCACCCUGAUUCAGGCUUUCUGCUGCGAGAACGACAUCAACAUCCUGCGGGUCAGCAACAUGAGGCGCCUCGCUGAGAUACUUGGAGGAGUGAAGCCUGGAGAAGAGCCCAUGGACCUGCACUGUGUACUAGUUACUAAGUCAAGCACGUGCAAGGACCCAGCUCUGAGCAAAGUGAAUCGCUUCUGUAGAGACAGUCGAAUACUGGACCAGUGGGUCCCCAUCAUCAACUUACCUGACCGAUGAACAAGCAGCAUGGACUCCACGUGACCACUUUAUAUUGAAGCACAGCACACUGCACUAGAUCUGUGUAAUAAUGCCUUGGUUGGAACUCAUGAACAAACCUCAUUCAACAGAGGGGAGGAGAACAAGAGAACCUGCUGGAUCAGUGUGGAUUUUAUGCUGAGGAUUUCAGCUGAGGUAAAGGGAUUUAGCAUUCUGGAUUCCAGGACUGCCAAGGUAACAAUGUUAUGACUAAUGCGAAGGUAGCGAUUGGUCGUUGGCAUGACUUGAUCCUCAUGCCCAGGCGCUGCCAUUACAUACCUUAAGCAGGAAGCUGACUCAUGUAAGCACACAGCAGAGCAGACAUACACACGUAGUGGUGAGCAGAGCAGAGUGCACAAGGCAGCAAGGGAUUGGAAUCUCCUGGAUGCUCAAAGGACUGACUCCAAGGACCAUACUCAAGGACUGAACUAAACCAAACUAGAGUUUUCUGAACUGGACCGGAGUAGUCUGGACUAGUCUGGGACUACAGGAUGGAUCAAAUUUCCAUGUGGGUAUACUCUGCAUGUUAAAGGUUUAUGCAAUUUUAUCAGUAACUUACUGUAUUAUUCAACAUUAUGAUACUGUAUAAACUGAAUACAGUACAUUACCAUAGAAUGCACAGUAAAAUGCCAUAUGUUUGUUUUACAGCACACGCAGACCUUUCUGUAUUUUCAACAGUAAAUGUGUUUUACAGUAUUCAUAUUGUGCAUUGUGAGAAGUUGUUGUGGAUGGGAAAAGAGUCUCUGGCUCAUUAACAUAUUAUGGUCAGCCUUGUAAGAGGCUAUAUUUGUUGCACCCGUGGUGAGAAUGCUGAGCCCCCAAAGAAUACAGUAAUAUACUGUAUUUUAGGGAUUCUACAAACCUUGUCCUGAAACUCUACAGUAGCCAAUUGCUGCCAGUCAUAUACUGUAAUUCAGAAUACAGUACCAAUACCGCAUUUUUGGAGCGCCAAAAAAACGUUGGAACACUCAUUAACAUAUGUUGAUGCGUGUCUUGUAAGAGGCUAUAUUUGUUGCACCCGUUAGUGAGAGUACCAAUUUACGUGAUACAGUAUGUGGUAGUGGUUCCCUAACAAUGCAAUGUAUAUAGGGGACAGAUCAGAGUGUCAGCAAGUCUCAAACCUUUAAUAGUUGAGUGGCGAUCUAUUUUGAUCUGUUUUGCCCUUUAGUCACUGUCAGUUCAGAAGCCUUUGUUAAAGCAUAAAGUGCAAGUAAUAUAAAACAGCUAGUAUUCAUUAAUAUGCUGUGAUAUGCAAAUGCCAACAGCCAAGCUGCUUUCUCUAAUCCCUUGUAAUUACAGUAAAAUACUGUAUUUUCUUACAGUUUAGUGACUGUUACUGUGUUUCAUUGCUCUGACAUCAAGUUACCAUGAAUAUCUCUAUUGUAUUGGCACUAUCCAGAGAUUGUCAGCGAUAUAUCAUAAGAUAUCUUGUUGUAAUUAUAAUUAUUUUGAAGACCAAUGUAUCUUUAACUACAACAUUUUCAGUAAUGGUUAAAAAAAAUGUUUUACUUGCUAUGACUGAUAUGUAUUUUUUUAUUUUUUUAUCAACCUUGGUUGAAUGCACUGACUAAGUUGCUAAGGACAAGAGUACCUGCUAAAUUACCAAAAUGCUAAAAUUAAAAUUAAACAUUUGCAAAGAACACUGGGUAAUGUGUCGCUGCAUGGGGAAUUCCAGUAAUAUACUCUAAAUUAGAAUACAGUAACAUUUUUGGUACUGCAAAAUCUAUUACCAUAAUGUAUUACAGUAGUUGUACUGUAAAAUAAAUUACAGUAAAUUAUUGGCCAAUUUCUGCCAGUAAGUUAGUGUACAUUGUACAUGAAACGUUUUAGUGUGGAAAAAAAUACAUCACAACUGUAAUUUAUAUGAUCUUGAUUAUUUCUGAAAUUGUUAUUUUGAGAAUUAUUUAAAUUAAGAGGGAAGGUCUUGUUUAGGUCAUUAUCAGCACAAACCAAUGUAUUGACUUAAACAUUAACUUUGUUGUUUUGUUUAAUUCAAUGUUUAUGUUAAUUUAAUGAAUUGAUGUCGCAAUGUUCAUCAACAGCUACCUUUGCAGAGAAAUAAACAAAACUGAAUUAAACAUUUAA